This is a messenger RNA of Carassius carassius (crucian carp), 3809 nucleotides long. RefSeq names its product up-regulator of cell proliferation. Bases 130 to 3252 code for a protein of 1040 amino acids. The record is from RefSeq and is a predicted model, not a curated record. Gene Ontology annotation, molecular function: protein binding; GTP binding. The transcript is spliced from 6 exons. NCBI's taxonomy places the organism in Eukaryota, Metazoa, Chordata, Actinopteri, Cypriniformes, Cyprinidae.
GUCCUGUUGAGUCCCUAACUCAAGAGUAUAAAAGUGUCAGGCGUGGUUAGAUUCCUUUGAAAUGCGGAGGUUUUCUUUCACUAGACGUGGAUAACCAAUUGAGUCUCAGUCAACUCACAAGUAGUUGGAAUGGACUGUUCCAGUGAGGAGGAAGAAUUUGCAGAUGCUAGUGAAUACAUUGAAGAUGAACAACAAACAUUUACUUCAGGAGCACAUGCUGUUAAGUCAUAUCAGAAGGAAGAUGUUUCCAUGUUACAAGAUAUCCCUGCACCAAAUGCAAUCUCAGUGCAGCUUAUUGGGACCAGUUCUGUUACUCUUGCUUGGGAUAAUCCAGACAACAUAACUACAUUUGAGUUGACCUACUACAGUCUCACUUCUACAAAGACCACUACUAUCACACAUUCCUCAACCAUAGAGGUGGAAGAUCUGUGUCCAGGGACUGAGUACACUUUCAGCCUUGUUUCAGUAUCAGACAAUGGAGAACGCAGUGUGGAGGUUAAAGCGACUGCGUGCACCAGGCCACUCCCACCUGAAAACAUCAAGGUUGAGAUUGUGGGCACUACAUCAGUUUCUCUUAUUUGGGAUGCAUCUGGCAGUGAGGAGAACAAUUUUCAUGUUGCUUGCAUCCAGAAUGGAAGAAUGAUUCAGGAGAAGAUGACAAAUUCAAGAACUAUGGCUUUCUGUGACCUAAGUCCUGGAAAGAAGUACUGUUUUUACAUUACUAAAGUGCUUCCAAAUGGCAACAGAAGUAAAGAAGCAGUCACAUAUGCUCAAACCAAAACAAACAUCCAAAGCCUUUUACAAGAAUUGGGUUUGGAGAAGUACUACCCAAAUAAACUCUCCCUCAGUGAUGUUCUACAGAUUGAGAAGAGGUCAGUGACAGAUGAGCCAGCCCAGUCUCUAUCAUCCUUACCAUGGCUGUUUCUGAAGAAACUGAUGAUGGUGAAUGUGACUGCAAGAAGUGUCAAAUAUUCAUCUGAUGAGAGUGAAGAUUUGUCAAGCUUAGAUUUUAACAACGAAUCAUUGGAUUUUCUGAAUGAUCAGUACACCAGUGUAAAUCCUUUAGACAUAGUGUCCACCCUUUUCCUUUGUUCAGAUGGUUUCCUCCAACAGGAAAUGGUCUCAAAAAUGUCAAUGUGUCAGUUCUCUGUGCCUUUGCUUCUUCCAAACAGUGACACUCACCAGUGCAUGUUAAUGCUUUGGGCCAUGAGAGAUAUUGUGAAGAAAUGUAGACCUCAUUAUUUGUCAGACCCAAGAGGCUUUGUGGAGGAGAGAAUUGUUCACUUUGAGCUGCCCCUAGUUUCUUUUGUUAGACUUGGUGACUGCAGCAUUUCUAAAUCUCAGAUCUUAAACAAAUUGCUUAGCAACCCCCAACAGUAUCAUGACACCUUUGUACAUCGAGAUAUGGAUUGUGGAGACAUUCCAAGAAAGAUAUCAAAUGGGUUAGUGGAGAUGAGUUGGUAUCUACCUUGUGGAAACAAAAACAUUGAUGUUUUUCCUGAACCAGUGGCUGUUGCAAACUUGAGAGGCGACAUCAGUACCUUUGAAACACAGUACACCUUCCUAUGCCAGACCUCCACUGCCGUUUUUGUGUUCUUUGACAAUCUGGACACAAACUACAAGUUACUCACCAACCAACAUGCUAAAGCACAGUUUUUUUUAGUGGGCAAUAGACAGAGCAAAGCAUUUGAUUUGGAGCAGUUGAAAAGGACAGCUUCUGAAAUGAGUCUGAAGAAAAACAACAUAAUUUUUAAGACCAAUCAAAAUGAUGCAAAUUUUGUUAAAAAUCUGCAUUCUUCAGUAAAUCUCAUAAUUAAUAAUCAUUCCAACAAAGCACGUCUGGAGGGAAUGGACACCUUAGCACAUGAACUCGGAAUCUUAGUUGAUGAAGACAUCCAGGAAUGUCAGAAUGCUAAAAAUAAUGCACAUGGCUUGACGAAAAAUAUACAGGACACACUGCAGUUCAAAGAGACACAGCUUCCCCUUCAGGGUAAAAUCUGGAAAGAUUUGGCAAAACUGGAGAAAGAGGAAUGCAGACUCCGGAAAGCUGGUGAUCAAAACAUAGAAGCAUACAAGAGUGAUCUCCAGAUCAAAAAGACUGAACUCAGGAAACAGCAGAGUAAAUAUGAUAUCUCAGAGGCCAUGUCCUGCUUUGUUAGUGCACUAUCAAGUUCAAAUCAGGAGAGAGCCUACUUCUUGAAGUGGAUGCGGAUGAACCUUGACAAUAUCUCCCGAAAAAACCUCUCUAGUCUCAGAGAACUGUACAAAGAAAAGUGUCAACAAUUUUCAGAAAACAAAGAGGAAAUUGCACGGCUUGACCAACAGAUCUCUAACAGUUCUUUAGGAGUAGAGCACUUCCUGCGUGAAAUGGGACAACUCUAUGAAGCUGCAGUGUCGCUUCCAGAAAAUGUACAAUCACAUCAACAAAUGCGCCACUUACCCCGGCUAUGUGCUCAGCUGAUGUUGGAUGGGUUCCCUCUGGAACUGGUCGAUGGAGAUGCAUCAAAUAUUCCUCUCAGAUGGGUGAGUGAUGUGCUUCAUUAUCUGAACAUUUUGGUGCUGCCCAAUAAUAAAAUCAUAGUGGUCACAGUUUUGGGAGUCCAGAGCACAGGGAAGUCCACCUUGCUGAACACCAUGUUUGGAGUUCAGUUCGCAGUGAGCAGUGGACGAUGCACUAGAGGAGCUUUUAUGCAGCUGAUCAAAGUCACAGAGGACAUCAAGAAAAAUCUUGGUUGUGAUUAUUUAGUGAUAAUUGACACCGAAGGUUUGAAAUCUCCUGAGCUGGCAAAACUAGAUGAUAGUCAUGAACAUGACAAUGAAUUAGCCACACUUGUUGUUGGUUUGAGUGAUAUUACAAUUAUCAACAUUGCAAUGGAGAAUUCCACAGAGAUGAAAGAUAUUUUGCAGAUUGUGGUCCAUGCUUUUCUCAGAAUGAAGGAAAUAGGUAAAAAACCUAAGUGUCAGUUUGUCCACCAAAAUGUUGCUGAUGUAUCAGCCCAUGACAAGAACAUGCAAGAUCGAAAGCUUCUGCUGGAGCAGCUGAAUGAGAUGACAGAGGCAGCAGCUAAAAUGGAGAACAAGGAAGAGUAUAAAAUGUUUACUGAUGUGAUGGAGUAUGAUCCAGAGACUUGCAAUUGGUAUAUUCCUGGACUCUGGCAUGGAAAUCCUCCAAUGGCACCAGUGAAUGCUGGCUAUUCCGAGUCUGUCUAUGACCUUAAAAAGAACAUGAUUGAUGUAAUUGGAGAAUGCUAACUCAAAACAUCUGGAAACAACAUAACAGAAUUUUUGGAGUGGACAAAAAGCUUGUGGAAUGCAGUCAAAUAUGAAAAUUUCAUAUUUAGUUUCAGGAAUAGCUUGGUUGCUGAUGCAUACAUGAGACUGUGUGCAGAAUUUCAUAAAUGGGAAUGGUCUUUCAAGAAGCAUAUGCACUCUUGGUUAACAGAGGCUGAAACUACUGUGUCAAAUUUUGAGAUGAUGAAACUUGAAUCAGACAAGUCAGACAUGCAAAAUCUUCUGUGCAGACUGAAACAAGAAGCUGUCACAAAGCUUGACUCAUUGGAAAAGAAAACAAUGGAAAACCUUUCCAAAUACUUUGAACAAACAGAGGGUCAUGUCUAUCUAGUGGAAAAGUUUAAAGAAGAUUUUGUGAGCAGUGUAAAAUCUCUCAGGAGGGAAACGGAGAGCUCUCUCCUGACUCACCUUGAGGCAACAGUGGAAAUCAGAAAAGGAAUGGAUAAACUUGAUUAUAUCAAGAAAACAUUCACUGAUACAAUGGAGAAAAAAGUGUUGGGUUUACUGGAGGAGUUACG